This is a messenger RNA of Aspergillus homomorphus CBS 101889, 1565 nucleotides long. Its product is annotated as putative vacuolar sorting receptor (Mrl1). Gene Ontology annotation, biological process: vacuolar transport. The transcript has 4 exons. The record is from RefSeq and is a predicted model, not a curated record. NCBI's taxonomy places the organism in Eukaryota, Fungi, Ascomycota, Eurotiomycetes, Eurotiales, Aspergillaceae. The coding region runs from base 244 to 1200 and encodes 318 amino acids.
CCGCACAUUACGACGACGACGCCGCGGCUCUUAGUUUAUCACCCUCGCUCGUGGCCGUGUUGUUUGUGCUCUCUCCUUUUUACUUUAUAUCUUCUCCUUGAUAUCUUUUUGUCGUCUUGAUCUGACCACGUCACUCUCUCUUCAUUAGACAACAGGAUUGUCAUUCAUUUCUUUGUUAUCUCUCGACACAGCUGUUAUCGCCGAAAAUCCCGACUGCCUCCGGAAGGGACCCAUUCGCCCAUAAUGAAGCCCCUAUCAUCUUCUUUGCUCAGGUUGCUUCUCUGUAUCACCGCGCCGCUAUCUUCUGUAUAUGCAGCCUCCGAUUCUUCGGGCUCAAAAAAUUCUCUCUCACCCUGUGUGGUCCGUUCACCAACCACGGGCCUAUUCUACGACCUCAAUGCGAUUUCCAUAUCGCCUCCGCCUGCGGAGGCGGAGAAGCCUCGCAAAAACGCCCGGGAAGGCAGUUGGCAUGCUAGGGGUCAUGACUAUGGUGCUAACUUCACUAUCAACAUCUGCGCUCCUGUGCUGGAAGACGUGAAAGAUGUCGUAGGGGUCGACCGCGCCAGGUGGAAGAACGUCAGCGCAUACUACGAGAAAGAAGGCAAGGUAUACUCGAUCGGGCAACAGGCGUCUGACCCGUUCUUCCGAGGCCGCAAAUUGGUCAUGAACUACACGGACGGCUCCCCAUGUCCGGGUGACUACCUAGGCAACGGCAGCUCCCACACCAAGUCUACCAUCAUGUCAUUCCUUUGCGAACGUGACUCGCCUGCUUCCCAGGCAACAGUCUCUUUCGUCGGCACAAUGGACCAAUGCACGUACUUCUUCGAAAUCCGCAGCUCGGCUGCUUGCGGAGCCACCGCUCCGAUACCUACAAAUCAGGGUCUCUCGCCCGCUGGAGUCUUUGGCAUCAUUGCCUUGAUUGCUGUGGCAGCCUAUCUCGUCGGUGGCUGCGCCUAUCAGCGAACUGUCAUGCACCAGCGCGGCUGGAGACAGUGUCCGAAUUAUAGCCUCUGGGCAGGCAUUGUCGAUUUCGUCAAAGACAUGCUCGUCAUCCUUCUCUCCUCCGUCGGCCGUCUAUUCCGGUUCAAGCGGUCUCCGACCCUCGGGCACACGCGCUCCUCCCCCAACUACGGGCGACGAGGCGAUAUAGAUGCUGAAAACAGACUGAUAGAUCAGUUGGACGAGGAAUGGGAGGACUGAUUCACGACCGCCAAGUGGGCUUUUGCCCUGCAUCGCCGCGGUGCAUUAUGUUGCUGUGUGUUGAGGGUGUAUGCAUGACAUUUUCUUCGGAAUCGAUUUAGAGCGUGACAUGAAAUUCUGGUACUGGGCGUGCUGUGACUUUGCAGUCGUAUUGAUACGAUGGGGUUGGAUGUGUUCGAUGCUUAUGCGUGUCUGUCUGUUAUGAACAAUAGUAUAUUAUACCAUGAUUAUGAUAUGAGGGCUCCAGGUUUGGGCAUUUGGUUGGCAAAGGUUGUGGAGUCCAAUGCAAGCGAGCGCAUUUAAUGCUAACAUCGGCCAUCGCAAGUGGACGUUUAAUAUUUAGGAGCAAAUCUACUGGCUUGCAG